AUGACGAACAAACGUAAUUCUCUGCAAGAUCAACCAACGGCGGCGUCCUCAAGCGACGACGACGAAAUGGAGACUUCCGGCGCAGAAUCUGAAGAAGCUUCUUCGUCGUCCAAUGAAGAAACCAAAGAUCCCGCCGCCAAACCUCCUUCCUCCGCCGUCACAAUCGCUGUCCCUGGAAAACCCACAGUCUCCGCCGCCGCCGCAAAGGAAUCUUUCGAUUCCGAAUCUGAAUCGGAAAGCGAGACCUACUCCGACUCCGAAUCGAAUCCUCCUCCGACUCAAGCAUCUGUAAAAUCCCUCGCCGUAACCACCGUUCCCUCCGCCGCGAAGCCCAAGAAGAAGGAAACCGAAGCCGCCGCUCUAUCUCUCCCGGAGGCGAAAUCAGGAGCCAAGCGUCCGAGGGAAGGGACCUCGAGAGAAACCAAAUCGAAGCGAGGGAAGAAAGCCACUUCCGGAGACGAGGAGAAGAAGAUCGGAGAAGACGCGAAGAAGCCUGCUUUUCAGAGAAUGUGGACUGAAGACGACGAGAUCACAAUCUUACAAGGGAUGAUCGAUUUCCAAGCCGAUAAUGGCCAGUCUCCAUACGAAGACACGACUGAUUACUACAAUCUCACCAAAGGCUCCAUUAGCGUGGAGGUGAGUAAGAGUCAGUUCAUGGAUAAGCUUAGGGGCUUGAGGAAGAAGUAUGUGAACAAGGAUAAUCCUUGUUUCACUAAGCCUCAUGAUCAGAAAUGUUACAAGCUGUGCAAAUACAUUUGGGGAUCUGAUGGAUUAGCUCUUGAAUCCGCUGUGAAAUCAAAGACGAAGAAAUCAAAGAAGAGUGGCCAGAAGAAGACGAAGAUGCUUGACGCUGUGAAGCCUAAUGGUAAAGAGAAAGCUGUCGAAGAUGAUGAUAGUGUUGCUGUGAAGAAGUCUGACUGGUUCGAGAAGUCCUUUCUAGUUGGAGCCAUUGCUAGUAUUGGUGUUGAUGAGAGUUAUGUGAAGGAGAAGUGGAGUUUGGUUCCUGUGGAGACGAAGAAGAAGGUUGCAGAUAAGGUUAAAGUGUUCCAGGGGAAGGAGUUUGAGUUUGUGGUGCUCAAGCAUGAGUUUUUGCAUGAGGUUACCUCUAUGCUCCUGGAAUCAACCAAGAACAUGCCAUUAGACAUAUAG
Molecule: messenger RNA, 1149 nt
Organism: Microthlaspi erraticum
Lineage: Eukaryota; Viridiplantae; Streptophyta; Magnoliopsida; Brassicales; Brassicaceae
Source: the annotation of a GenBank genome assembly